Messenger RNA from Tupaia belangeri chinensis (Chinese tree shrew), 615 nucleotides. RefSeq lists its product as uncharacterized. NCBI's taxonomy places the organism in Eukaryota, Metazoa, Chordata, Mammalia, Scandentia, Tupaiidae. The record is from RefSeq and is a predicted model, not a curated record. The transcript has 4 exons. The coding region runs from base 1 to 615 and encodes 204 amino acids.
AUGUUGCUGCUACUCGGAAAGCAAUUUCAACCAACUUCCUCCGCAGUGGGUUCGCAGCCGCCGGGCGGAGGAGCCGGAACCUCAGGGUCACCAGGUGCGCCCGGUCUCCCCUCCUUCCCCUCACUGAGGGGACCUCCGCUCUCCAGACCCCGGGCCGGGGGCAACGGCGACCCACAGCCGCUCGGACGCCCAAAGUCGCAUCCCACCCGGCAGCCCCUCACAACGCCCGACAGCGCCGUCGCCACCAGCCUUGUCGCUCCAGCGAGGUGCUUCAGUCUAGCGGGCCCCGGCCGCCUUCGCCAUGGAGGUGGUCCGUGUUCCCAGAUGCGCACAAGGGGGAGAAAAAGAGAAGCAGAGUGGAGACUCCCUCUGGGCAGCAGGGAGGGAGAAGAGGAAAGGCGAAUACGAAGAGCGGGUGAGGAGCUGUGCCAGCUGCAGCGCUGUAGCCGGUCUAGCCACGCAUCCUCGGCAAGACCUGGCCCGGCCCGACGCACCGAUCCGGCUCGGACAAGAGCUAGUUCCCGCGGCACAGUCUUACUCUCCCAUUUUGUGCUGUCGCUGCUGGGGUUGCUGCCGCAGUGUCCAGCAGGGCUGGGCGAGGGUGGGGGGCGGUGA